Messenger RNA from Meriones unguiculatus (Mongolian gerbil), 3336 nucleotides. RefSeq names its product zinc finger protein 354C (gene Znf354c). Gene Ontology annotation, biological process: regulation of DNA-templated transcription. NCBI's taxonomy places the organism in Eukaryota, Metazoa, Chordata, Mammalia, Rodentia, Muridae. The record is from RefSeq and is a predicted model, not a curated record. The coding region runs from base 633 to 2255 and encodes 540 amino acids. The transcript is spliced from 7 exons.
GCAUGCUGGGAAUGGUAGUUCUCUGGGGCUUCUCCUAGUGGCCGGGGCUGCUCGCGGCGUUUUAGGGGCGCUCCUGGCCGAGGUGACCCUGACUGUGCCAGGAGGGCGCGUCUGGGACCGACAUCCUCGAGACCGCUCGUGUUGAGGGCGGCGAGAGCGAGCGCCGGCGUUCUGCAGCAGAUGAAGAAACCGAGGCACAGUGUGGCCCGAGCAUUCGCUGAGUUUGACUGGAGCCUUGGCCUGGAAGCAGAAUCCCCUUCCCAUCUGUGCAGCUUGCUAUGUCUUGUCCUUCUGGGCAGUCUGAGAACCCCUUGGCUGUCCACCUCAGCCACGUCGACAGCGCAGCCCCACCUCUGCUGCAUAGAGGUCUGGUUCCAGGAAUUCUCCAACAGCCUACACCCAAGUUCUUGAGGUAGACUGGCCCAGCAUUUGCAGAGAACAACCUUUUGACAUUGCCGCAGUUGUACAAGGCGCUACGCUAACAGCACGAUACCUGAGGAGGCCUGAGAGGAGGUUGGAUCCCCUGGAACUGGAGUUAAAAGGAGUUGUGGAUAACCCUAUGUGGAUGAUGAUAAUCAGAGGCAUACUUUGUCAGCACUCAGCUCUCUUUGGCAGGAAAACUAAGAAGGGAAAUGGCUGUGGAUUUGCUGGCUGCUCAAGGGGCAGAGCCUGUGACCUUCCGGGAUGUGGCCGUGUUCUUCAGCCAGGAGGAGUGGUUGCACCUGGACCCUGCGCAGAGAAGCCUGUACCAGGAGGUGAUGCUGGAGAACUACAGCAACCUGGCCUCGCUGGGGUUUCAGGCUUCAAUACCUCGGGUGAUUGGCAAGCUGAAAAAAGGACAAGAUCCCUGCAUGGAAAGAGAAGACUCUGAAGACACCUGCCUAGAUUUCCAGAUUUGGCCAGAGAUAGAAGGGUUGCCUCUCAAACAAGACAUUUUUAUUGAAGAAACAUCUCAUGGGCUAAUAAAGAAUGGAUCCACUGAGUGUGGUAACUGGAAAACCAACUUUAGAGAAGUGAAAUCUGAGAGCCUAACAGCACAGGAGCAAGAAAGGGAAGCUUAUGAGCCAGGGGCAGCCUUACCCAAGGUAACUGACAGUGAAGAUGGAAAUUCCAUAGGCCCUGAGCUGGGGAAACCCACAGAAAAGGUACCUGGUAUGUUUCGCACUUCAGAGAAAGAUCUUAAUUUAAUGAGAAGUUUCCAGAUUUACCCAGGACAAAAGCCUUAUAUCUGCAGUGAAUGUGGAAAGGGUUUUACCCAAAGUCUUCAUCUUCUUGAGCACCGAAGGCUUCACACAGGAGAGAAACCUUAUAAAUGUAGUGAGUGUGGAAAAAGCUUCAGCCAUAGGUCUUCUGUCCUGGCUCACCAGAGAACCCACACUGGAGAGAAACCAUUCAAAUGUAGUGAGUGCGAGAAAGCAUUUGGCAGCAGUUCCACACUCAUCAAACACCUGAGGGUGCAUACUGGAGAGAAACCUUACCGUUGCCGGGAAUGUGGAAAGGCCUUCAGCCAGUGUUCAACCCUCACUGUGCACCAGAGGAUUCACACUGGGGAGAAGCUCUAUAAGUGUGCUGAGUGUGACAAGGCCUUUAACUGCAGAGCAAAGCUCCACAGACAUCAGAGAAUCCAUACAGGUGAGAAACCCUAUAAAUGUGCUGAGUGUGGGAAAGGCUACAGCCAGUUUCCAUCCCUAGCUGAACAUCAGAGACUCCAUACUGGAGAAGAGCUUUGCCAGUGCUUGCAGUGUGGGAGAACCUUUACACGUAUCUCCACCCUAAUUGAACACCAGAGAAUUCAUACUGGACAGAAACCAUAUCAGUGCACUGAGUGUGGGAAGACCUUCAACCAAUACUCAUCCUUUAAUGAACAUCGGAAGAUUCAUACUGGGGAGAAACUUUACACAUGUGAAGAAUGUGGGAAAGCCUUUGGCUGUAAAUCAAACCUUUAUCGGCAUCAGAGGAUCCACACUGGAGAGAAGCCCUACCAGUGUAAUCAGUGUGGGAAGGCCUUCAGCCAGUACUCCUUCCUGACUGAACAUGAGCGAAUCCAUACUGGAGAGAAGCUCUACAAGUGUAUGGAGUGUGGGAAAGCCUAUAGCUAUAGGUCAAACCUUUGUAGACACAGAAAAGUCCACCUGAAGGAAAAGCUCUACAAAUGGAAAGAAUUGGGGGCACCUUUUAUCUAUGGUUCAUCCCUUACUCCGUAUCAUAGGUUUCUGAAGGGAGACGAGCCUGAGAACUUGAAUUCAUCCCUCUAAUCCAGGUCAGCAACCAGAAGAGGAGUAACUACAGUGCAAAUCAAAAUAGAUUCAUCUUUUUAGCUUGUACAGGAAGUAGUUACCACUAAGUCAUGGACAGCCGGACAGUGAAAAUACAGAGUGCUGAUGACAACCAUUUAAGAACUAUUACAAAAACUUUUAAAAAACCCACCGUUUUUUAAAAAAAAAGUCAUAGAAAAAAUAUGAAAGGCCUCAUUUAAAAAACAAAACACAUAAGUAACUGUUGCGUAUAAGCAUUGUUUCAUGACAUGGUUCUCUCUAAGAGCUUCCGUGUUUGAAUUUUCUUUUCAAGAUAGUCUAUGACAUAGAUAUAAUUUGAAGGACUGUGGGACCUCAGUCCCUAAAGUGGUGAGCUUUCAUAAAGAGCCACUCAGAGGAAAGGAAUACUUUAAACUUGUUGUGUAUCAACACUAAAGCUCUUUGUGAAUUGCAACAUAUGUGUGUGUAUAUACAACGUACAUAUGUGUGUGUAUGCAUAUCUAUUCAUAUGUACACAUAAUAUGGCUUAUAUAUAUAUAGUCAUGUCACUUAACAGUGGGGAUACGGUUAGAAAAUGCUUCAUUAGGCACUUUCAUGUUUAUAAGAACAUCAUUGCACUUGCACAAACCUAGAUGGACUGGGUCAGCCAAUCAAGGUGAUCUCCUGAGGUGAUCAACAUACCAUACUUCUUUUUAAAAAGAUUGAGGUAAUAAUCUAAUCACAACAUUUCUCUCUUCCCUUUCUGUCUCCAAAUACUCCUAUACACUCCUCCCCACUCUUCUCCAAAUUCACUAAUUUUUAUGCAUGCAUAUAUCCAUACUUUUGUAUAGUAAUGUUUUUUAUUGGUUUGCUUGUGUAUUUUAGAUAGAGUCUCACUAUGUAGCCUAGGAUAGCCUUGAACUCAUUAUGUAGUCCACAUUAGCUUUGAACUUGCAGUCUUCCUGCACCAGCCUCCCGUGUCCUGGGAUUGCAGGCUCAUUUUCAUGCUUGGUGUAAAUUGUAUUAGCAGAAUGUGUAUGCUCUAAGGAUAAAAGUAGAGUAUAGCGAAUGAAUAAACUGGCAAUGUAGUUUGUCACCAUCA